GAGUAUAAAUACGUAGGAUUUUCUGGCUUAUUCGACACAGUACAAUCGUGACAAUCGUACAAUUUGAAGUUACAGAUUAUAUUUUCAUUUUAUUAAUCUCAUCAUGACGUUUGAUACUCUAUCACGUAAUUGGACAAGAAGAAUAUUUUUUCAUGUUAUUCUUGGAUCGAUCGUGAUAUUAUCUGUUUUACAAUAUUCGGUGGAGGCUGACGAAGUGCCAGCAUUUUUUUUAAAAAUUGCUAAAAACAUUCCGCGAGUUGGACGAAGUGGAGACAAAUUUGAUGAUUUCUUUUUGAAUUCUCCGAAAAAUAUUCCUGAAACAGGAAAACACGAUAAUAAUUUAAAGUCUUCGGAGUCAUGGCAAUCCCACGAAAACUCUGAAAGCUUCGCGAAACCAAUUAAAAGACGUAUAGAUUAUUCACCACUCGAUCCUGCAGAAUCUUUGUCCUGGCAACAUUUUCCACUUGCUAUCGAAGGACCUAAAGAACUAUGGCGAACUUUAGCAGGAUAUUCAAAAGAUCCUUUGGAAGACAUGACCAACGAAAUAUGGGUGAGAAAGAAAAGGACUGACGAAGAGACUUCAUUUUGAUUUAAAAAUUACAAAAUUAGAAACUAUCUAUUCUCUUUCUCUAUAUUCAUAUAUAUAUAUUUUUUUCUUUCUAUUCGAAUGAACGAAGGUAAAAUUAUUUUAUCAUGGUAUUUCUUUUAUUAUACUCUACGGUGCUGGGAAAAUAAUAGACAAUAAACUAUACACACUACAUACA
This is a messenger RNA of Vespula vulgaris, 764 nucleotides long. RefSeq lists its product as uncharacterized. The transcript is spliced from 6 exons. Lineage: Eukaryota; Metazoa; Arthropoda; Insecta; Hymenoptera; Vespidae. The record is from RefSeq and is a predicted model, not a curated record. Bases 104 to 589 code for a protein of 161 amino acids.